This is a messenger RNA of Linum trigynum, 4357 nucleotides long. Lineage: Eukaryota; Viridiplantae; Streptophyta; Magnoliopsida; Malpighiales; Linaceae. The record is from the annotation of a GenBank genome assembly.
UGUACAUUAAAGCACCUAUGCUUUAUAGCACAAUAAAAAUGCUCAUAUUCCAAACCACCCCUAAAGUGAAAACAGUAACCAGUUAUUUGUUCCUUGCUGUAAAAAUGAACAAGAGUGGAGGAAAGAAAACCCAAGAAACGAGGAGAGGCAACUAACCUAGCUUAUGGAGACAAGCCGACAGUAGAACUCGACCAACAAACCCUUUCGAUUCCCACUCCUAAUGCCCUUCCAACUGCUACAUUCCAUUCCUUGGACUGCUUCUUUGUUUUACUUUUACCUUGUAAUUCAAGCAAGGAAAUGAAGGAAGAAGGAACUCCAUCUGCCACUUCCCCGCAUCCACCAAACUUUGCUGGCUUCCCUCUUUCUUUGAGGUACGCCACAUCCAUCCAUCCAUGGCUUUUCCUCAUUGGACUUAGUGACUCGGCUGCCGAAUCUGCUUUGCUACCCUCUCUCUCAUACGUCAUUCAAAAUCUAACACCAAUACUGAUCAUCCUGUCAUGGCCUAUAUAUAGUGACCAACAUGGCUGCUUCACAAGCCAAGCAAUGCAAACAUAACAACAGAACUUCCUUACCUUCCCUUCUUCCUUCCAACCUUCCUUUUGUUAUCAAUCAAUCUUGCACCAGACCUAUAUCACUGAUAUCAGUUCUUCUUUCAUGGAUAGGCAACACAGCUGUGAACCCACUGCAACCAUCAUGCGCUCUUCUUCCAUUGCCUUGCUGCAGGAAAGGUUCCGGCAGCUAGAGAGGGCCAGGGAGACGAGGCAGCAGCGCGAGUUCUUCCAGUUCCUCGCUGAAGCAGAGCAAGUGAAACCAGUCGCCACCACCAUGCUUGUUUAUGAUCCACCAGACAACUUUUCUCACCUUGAGCUUCUCUUUCCAUCUAAGCAGCAGCCAUUGACCCCAUCCAAGAAACCAAUAUAUGGACAAUGUAACCUUGAUCUUCAAGUCAGAGAGAUCCCAGAUUUGGCGAGUCUACGCUCCUCGGAUCUCCUAAUGAUGCAAACUCAUUACAGCUACUUUGAUGAUUCAGAUGUUGAUACCUCUCUUCAUCUCUGAAACUACUUUUUGUUCUUUUUUUUACAAUAGAGUUCCUCAGCAUUUGUCUUUCUUUCCUGCUGCUGGUGUUUCUAAAGUGUGUUUUUCUUUAGUGACCUCUUUCACUGGGAAUUGUAAAAGUCAACGCACAAAAAAGAAACCUCAACCUCAAGAAAUAUGAGAAACAAGGAGGGGGAAAAAAGAGUGGAUAGUAAUCUAAUUUCUAAUGUCUACGGGGAUUCUCAUCAUUAUCAUCAUCAUCUUCUUCUUCUUCUUCUUCUUCUUCUUCUUCUUCUUCUUCUUCAUGUUCAGCAAUUACAUUGGAAUCUUGAAGAGCAUGCACAGGUCUAUCUUGUAACGAAUCCUCCUCAUAAUCCGACUCUUCACCGCUGCUGCUCCAUUUCCUCUUCCUGAACUUUGGAAUCAUGCGAGCUACUUCUUUGGCCUCCACCGCCUCCUCGCUAUUGUGUAUCCUCUCAAAACGAACUGCACCGACCUUCCGCGCAUUUCCAGCUAAUAUCUAAAUGAAAGGAACACAAACAACAACGUAUAAUUGCAUUGGUCUAUAACUGAGCUCACCAUGAAAUGUAGCCUUCCUUUGCCUUUUUUAUAAAUGCUUUCAUGCAGGAAAUUCAACAUAUAAUGUCCGACACCACUUUGCAAAUGACGAGUCCUUUUCUUGAAGAAACAAGAUCAGUUUCGCAUGCCAUAAAAACAGAGAUGAAACAAUAGAUCCAAACUGUCCAGUUGUUCCAGAGAAACGAGGCUUCGGAUUAAAAUGGAUGAGUUCACUAUUGAAUUCUAAGGUAGCUACGUAGGUUGUAAAAAUAACCAUUUAUGAUAAAUGGUUCUCUAUAUGUUAUGUGAUGGGAUCCUAUGAGCAUUUCCUAAGAUUGUUGAUAUCACGAUUUGUAAGCAAAUGGUAAAGAAUUUUAGCACUUUUUUUAUCUUAAGUGUGUUUGAUUGACAACCAUGCCCAAACCACAGUUAACAUGGCGUCAAUAAACUUAAAACUUAAUUGACCAAAGACUAACCAAAAUAUUGCCUUCUAUACCGUCUACCAAAUUAUAUGUUUCAGAAUAUUAUUUUACCAUAAAAAUUAUAAUCUUUAGUUUGUUCCAUGCCACAUUCUAACCAAGGCUUUCAUUCAAGACCGAGGUUCAAAAAAAAAAAAAAAGCUUCCUUAGUCAUACCUCAAGCUUGUAUAUUAGAUGCUUUUCAUUCAGUUCUCUUUCAGACUUGUCCUCGUUAUCCUCAUCUUCUUCAUUCGACUUGUCAAGAACCACUUUGAUGCUUUCGCCAGUCCUUGGAAUGUAUCCAAAUGCUUCGCAUAUAAAACCUGAUACUGUCUCAUACUGAAGACCCUAUACCACAGGAAAAAAGGGUAUUGGAGGAGGAAUACAAAUGUGGAACUUAUAAGAUGUUCUUCAGGAAUCUGCAACCAUUUCUGAAGCCAUGUAAAAAUUAAAGCAAAAAAGGUGGCAAUUUAAAGGUUAUUUGGUUGUUUCGUUUUGUUUUUUCUUUUCCCCAAAAAAUGCUACGUGGUUUAAUUUCCUUGGAGGAAGAUGUCAAUGGAAGACAAUAAUGAGAUGAAUGAAAAAGCAUGGGAACAGACUAGAUGACAUUAAGCUUCAAGGUUGUAAUGUAAUUAAUUAACACACUUUCAGAUACUAUCUUUUUUGCCUUUAACAUGAUUAACUUUUUCACAACUAGAAAGCAUAAUAAUUGGAUUACCACAACUAGAAAUAUGGAUUGCUCAGCAACACAAAUACUGAAAGCUGCCGGGAGGUCAUAAGUCAGCGCAUCUAUCUAUAAGCAAUGUUGAUUUUAUGUUCAAGAACCAAGUAAAAGAGCAUAUUGUGUCAAAAUACUGCUCAUGUUACUAACAAUAUCAUCUGUUUUCCUGCAUAAAUUAUAAAGGUAAUGCAAUGUUCUGCUCACAAACCUUGUAAACGCAUUUGAAUGAGAUAAUGUAAGCGUUUGUAUAUGCAUGUAAUAUGCCUAAUAAAUGCUAGGGAAAAAAGACCUAGCAACAGUUGAGGCAAACCAAAUGUAUAAGUUGCCUGGCUGACCAUGGAAAGCUUCAUAAUAUCAUGGACAGCUCUAAGGUGCCAUCGGCAUACUUACUCUGUUUCCCUCAACUAAAAUCAAACCAUUCAUGACAUACCUCUGGCAUUUUAAUGUUUAGAUCUUCAGAGAGUUGAUCAAUGGAUGUAUUGGCAUCAACAUCGUACACUCCCUCUGCUCGCAUUACUAUGUAUCCAGUUUUCUUCUGUAUCUCCUCCUGUGAUAGGACAUUGUCAGUAAUCAACUCAAGUUAUGAUUCAAAAACACGGGUAUAACCAUAAAAUGAAAAGCACAUGAGCAGUACAAUUUGGAUUCUAUAAGAAAAUACAUGACAUUAACCAUUAUAAGGAUGUCAAAAACUGGGCAUUCUAGUAUUUACUAAGUAUCAAAACAAAAGGUUCCCAAUUGUUACACGACUGCUUAUGUACCAACAAUUGGACAAGAUCGUGCAUGAACGAGUAGAUAUAGGGCUAUCAGAAUGCACACGAAUGUUACACAUUUACCUUUGAAUCAUUUUCGUCAAAUAUUUCACCGACAAUCUCUUCAACAACAUCUUCGAGGGUUACCAACUAUAUUAUUGCCAUAAUAAACAAGAAAAAAGAUGAAGUCAUAUAAAAGAAGGCAAUAAAUAAACAAGUGGAUAUACUGUUCAGGUGAUUGGCCUACUUGAAAUGUAAAAAUAGCAUUUGAGCUUUUCCAGGAUUUUUUAGAGAAUGCAUGAUCCAUGAGAUAUCUGCAUCCCUUCAGAUAUUAACAUACAGAUCUCCAUUUUCAUCCAAGGACUUAUCGACAUAUUAAACUAGACAUCAUUUAGUGGCAUCAAGACACCAUUAAUCACUACUAAGACAUGCUAUCUAGCAGAGUUAGCCGCCUGAAACAACUGAUAUCAUGUUAUGGCAUCUAUUAAGGAACAACUGAAUAAAAAAUAAUUAGUUUCUUCACAAAGAGGUCAAGCAUUGCUCAGUAUUUUCCUUUCCAACCCUCAGUCAAUUAUUGUCUUACUGAAAAACAACUCUUGGAUCUAAUAGUUAAGUCUUGGUCAAUUUUCUCCGUAACAAACUCCACCAAGUACACACACUUCCAGUCACUACCGUGGGUUUUGUCAAUUAAAGAUUGCUAUAUCCCCAUAAAAAGUUGGACCCGAUUCUCUUUAGUCAAUGUCUAACCACUAUUAAUGACCUAGCUCCAAUCACGCAGCGUAAAUCGACAGUCAAGUAGUUUUACUUGCCAUCCAUAAUGAAAUGGAGAAUUGUAU